Chara braunii is the source of this 1592-nucleotide messenger RNA. The record is from the annotation of a GenBank genome assembly. NCBI's taxonomy places the organism in Eukaryota, Viridiplantae, Streptophyta, Charophyceae, Charales, Characeae.
GGGGCGUGUUUCAAAAAAAAAAAAAAUGAUCGCAUCUCCUUUGACUGAUCUAACCCAACUUGACAUACCAUGGGACUGGACCGACGAGUGUGAGGCAACAUUUAAACGGUUGAAGUAUGCUCUCACGCACCAUGAGGUUCUCAUGGUACCCAAUCUGCAAAGGCCGUUUGUAGUAACCACUGACGCAAGCCAAUACGACAUUAGCGCAGUGCUGGCUCAACAGGAAGGGAAAAAGUUGAGACCGGUCGAGUACAUGAGCAAAAAGAUGCCAUCAAAGAAGUUGGCAAAGUCCACCUACGAGAGGGAACUCUAUGCUCUCUACAAGGCACUUGCCCAUUGGAGGCACUAUCUGUUAGGAAGGUUCUUCUACUUGAGAAUUGACCAUCAGACCCUCAAGUGGAUCAAGACCCAACCAGUUCUCUCCGAUGCACUCAAACGCUGGAUUGAAGUCAUAGAUCAGUAUGACUUCAAACUAGACUACGUGAAGCGAGAGUACAACAAGGUUGCAGAUGCAUUGUCUAGAAGGCCAGAUUGCCUAGGUGCGCUGAUUUCUGAGCUUGGCUUAUCUGAGGACGUGACUCGAUCCUUGGGGGAAGCCUACAAGGAAGAUCCCGUCACGAUGCACAUCAUCAACAAACUGCAGGCCAAACAUAAGGCCACUUUCAACGAGUUUGUGAUGGUGGAUGGAUUACUCUUUCUUGAAAAGGCAGGGUUGAGAAGGUUGGUUGUUCCAUCUAGGGAGAUUUUGCGUGGUUUAUUUUUAGGUGAUUGUCACGAUGCAACGGGACAUUUCGGCUACAAAGAGACUAGUGCUAAUCUAGUACAACAAUUCUGGUGGCCUAGCAUGCUAGACGAUGCAAAAAAGUACGUAAAAACCUUUCAGGUCUGUCAGCGGGACAAGCCUCGGACUCCAGCUCCACUUGAGUUGCUCAAGCCUCUACCCAUUCCUGCUGGCCCAGGGCAGAGCGUCUCCAUGGACUUCAUGGAUACUCUCGUGACCAGCAAGAAUGGAAAACAGCACAUCUUCGUCAUAGUAGAUAGGUUCACUAAAUAUGCUAGACUAAUUGUCAUGCCGGAGACUGCCAGGACUGAGCACGUCAUUAAGUUGUUCAUGGACAACUGGGUACGUGACUUUGCACUGCCAAAGACCAUUGUUAGUGAUAGAGAUGUCUGGUUUACCAGCGAGAUGUGGUCGAAGGCCGUUGAACAGAUGGGCAGCCAGCUUCAGGUGACUUCUGGGAAUCAUCCCGAAGCAAAUGGGCAGGUUGAACAGAUGAACCGUGUGGUGCAACAUCUGCUGAGGUAUUACAUCAAGCCCAAUUAGGAUGAUUGGGAUGAGGAACUACCUCUCAUCGCCAGUCUGUACAAUAAUGUUCUACACAGCACCACCGACGUCAAUCCUAAUCAACUGCAUCUGGGAUGGAAGCCUAAUCUGCUCUAGACUUCCUCCUGCCUGAAAACCGAACUGCUGCAACUCCCGGAACCAUUGAAUUUGGUGUCUAGUAUGAGAAAUUGUUGCAACAAACUGUCGAACACAUCAAGAAAUCGCAGGAAGCUAUGAUUGCUUUUGAGAACAAACGUCGCCGACAAUC